AUGGUCCCGAAGGCCGCCAUUGGUGACUGGCGCCCCUGCAGCGAUUACAGAGCCCUGAACCACGUUACCGAACCGGACUGCUACCCUGUCCUGAAACUUAAGGAUUUCGUCGGCAUCCUAUUUGGCAUAUCUGUGUUUUCGAAGAUCGAACUGGUCUGCGCCUACCACCAAAUGCCUAUCGCUCAGAAUGACGUUUCGAAGACUACCGUUAUCACUCCCUUUGGCCUUUUUGAGUUCCUGAGCAGACCACUUGGACUCCUCAACGUCUCUCGGAACUCCUAG
This is a messenger RNA of Spirometra erinaceieuropaei, 282 nucleotides long. The record is from the annotation of a GenBank genome assembly. NCBI's taxonomy places the organism in Eukaryota, Metazoa, Platyhelminthes, Cestoda, Diphyllobothriidea, Diphyllobothriidae.